Molecule: messenger RNA, 2439 nt
Organism: Pseudo-nitzschia multistriata
Lineage: Eukaryota; Bacillariophyta; Bacillariophyceae; Bacillariales; Bacillariaceae
Source: the annotation of a GenBank genome assembly
GUCCCGAUCCUAGCAAACUUGUUUACUUCAGGAAAGCGUUCUCCCCUCCUGGCCAAACAAAUUAUAAAGCAUCUAUUUGUAUCGACUAUUUCCACACCUGUGAAACUAUGAAAUUUUCCAGCAUUGUAGUUCUUGCCGCAGUGGCUCCUGGGGCAACUGGUUUUGCUCCUUUCCAGCGACAAUUCACAACCCCUCGCACUGUUCUUCGCAAGGUCGAAUACGAUUUGGACCUCGGUAUUGAAGAGGCCCCGAAGAAAAAGGGAGGAAAGAAAGAGGCACCAGCGCCUGUUCCAGCUCCCGUGCCUGCUCCGGAACCCGCCCCUGCCCCGAAGUCAAAAAAGCGAGCCUCUAAGAAAGCACCCGAACCUGUCCCUGAGCCUACCCCCGUGCCUGCUCCUGCUCCUGCUCCAAAAGCUAAGGCCAAGAAGGUGAAGCCUCAACCAGUCAAAACUCCUCCACCACCACCACUACCAGUAACGAAACCCGCUCCUAAGUCCGCCUCCGCCUCGACCAAGGCCAGUGGAGUUGCAUUGGGUGUGGCUCCACUUGUGUUGGCGCCUCUUGCCAUUUUGGGUGCUGGUCGCAGCGUUCUUUCUGGUACCAAGGAACGCAGAGAGAAGAUCCAAAAAGAGAUCGAAGAAUUUGAGCAAGCCAAGAAGAAGAAGCAACUCCAAGCUGAAGUUGACGGCGGCGGUCUCGUGCAAGCUGCGGUAUGUAACAGAGACUUCUCGCGACGAACACUUCUCUCGGUGCCGUGUUAGGACUGAAACAUCGCUUUUUUUGUACGAAUCUAACACAUUGUUUUUCAUGUUCUCCACCUCAUUAAAAUACUUGAAAGGGCUUCUUGGGUGCUGCGGGUCUUUCUCUUGGAUUGAUUGUCGCGAACCCUUUCGGUCAAACAUCGAAUUCACCUGCACCAGUCAAAGCCCCUGCCGCGACUAAGCAGGCCCCCAAGAAAGAUGUCUCUGCUAAGACCAGUUCUGCACCCCCAGCAGCUGUGAAAAAGGUCGAAAAAAAGAAGAUCAACGCCCAGAGAAAGGCGGAGUUGAAGUCCGGAUAUGAUUUGUCUCUUGAUGCUGAAGUCAAGGCUGACGAAAAGGCUGCUGUGAAGGCUAUUAAGGAAGAGAAGGCACUCGAGGCUGCUGUGAAGAAGGACGAAGAAGCAGCACAAGCAGCAGCAAAGAAGGAGGAAGCAGCACAAGAAGCAGAGAAGAAGGCAAGUAGAUUGAAAUGGAGUGUUUGUCUUGGGCAUUCCCGAAUGCGUCGUUUUGAUCAAACUUCUCUCACAAUAUGUUUGUCGCCUUUUUGGUAACAAACAGGCAGCGGAAGAGUUGAAGAAGGACGAAGCAGAAGCAAAGGCAUUGAAGGAGGCAGAGAAAAAGGCAGAAAAGGCUGCCAAUGGUGAGUCCAUCCUUGAUGUCACAUCAUGUUUGUCAUAUUGGAUUUUGUCGCUGACCGUAUGCUUCAUUGAUUCAACGCAGAGGCAAAGGCGAAGGAAUUGGCAAAGAAAGAGAAGGAAGCCGAAGCAAAAGCAAAUGCAGCAGCAGAGAAAGAAAAGGCUGCCAAGGCUGCUGGUAAGUCUAAUCCACCGCAUUCUGAAGUUGAGCAUUUAAAUUGCGUCGAUCAAAUCUAAUAAAGUGUUUUCCCUCUUCACUUCAGAGGCGAAGGCCGCCGCUGAAGAAGAGAAGGCAGAAGCAAAAGCCCGAGCUGACGAAGAAAAGGCUAAGAUUGCAGCAGACAAGGCGAAGGUACGGCACUAAAGAAUUUAUGUAUUGUUCAUCAAUUGAUGAUAUUCAUCUUUUUCACUAACCAAGAUUUCACUUUUUCACCCAGGCUGCUGAAGCAAAGGCCAAAGAAGACGAGGCUGCGCAAAAGAAGGUCAAGGAAGAGGAAGCUAAGGUGAGUUUGUUGCGUCGAAUACGAAGCGAAAACCGAGUUACACUCAUAUCACGCUCACCAAAAAUCGAUUUGUUUCCAUUUACAGGCUGCCGCCUCAGCUCCUGCGCCAGCGGCACCUGCCCCUGCUCCUAAGCCAGCUCCUGCCCCUAAGCCAGCCCCCAGUGGUGAUGCAGCCCUUGGAAAGGUAUUGGGAGGAGAAAGUGGUGGACGAAUCCUCCCCAAGGAAGAACUCGACCCCGGCGUUCUCGAAUUUCUCAAGGUAAGGACAAAUUCAGCAUGAAAAAUAGCGCCCGUGGUGCUUUCGGACGUUCUUCUCUAACGAGGUCUUCGCACGUUUCGAUGCUACAGAAAUAUUAAGUUUUUUCCUCUGAAUUAUGAGAGGAAAUUCCGAACCGUACGGAGCAGACGGAACGCUAUGUCGUUUUUAUGGAGUUUCAUGAAUGGCACUACUAUUCUUAUCGGACAUUCCGUCUCUGAUGUUGUUUUCAAGGCCGACAUCGAUGACCAUUAUGAUAGCAACAAUAAAACUUUUAAGGCCAC